Ictalurus furcatus (blue catfish) is the source of this 7597-nucleotide messenger RNA. RefSeq lists its product as uncharacterized. The record is from RefSeq and is a predicted model, not a curated record. Gene Ontology annotation, cellular component: external side of plasma membrane; signaling receptor complex. Gene Ontology annotation, biological process: cytokine-mediated signaling pathway. The transcript has 15 exons. Lineage: Eukaryota; Metazoa; Chordata; Actinopteri; Siluriformes; Ictaluridae. Bases 1457 to 4852 code for a protein of 1131 amino acids. Gene Ontology annotation, molecular function: cytokine receptor activity; cytokine binding.
CUGCUUUGUUUGAUGUUUAAAUCUUAUCAGUAUAACAUUGUGUAUGUCAGAGUAUAUGUCAUAUUAUGUUCUAUGUCCGUUCAUUUGCUAUUUUAGCACGUACACCUACCAUGGAGCCAAUUAACUUUAUGCAAAGUAUGUCAUCCUUUGUUUAUCCUAUCCAUCAGUAGAAAUGGACCACUAUAGGAUCACAACUGAGCAGACAAUAUUUCUCUCAGCACAGCAGUGAUGGUAGUGACAUGUUAUUGUGCUGGUCCUGCUACAAGUGUAUGUUUGUUUUUGUUUUUUAAACCUCAGUGUCACUGCUUGGUACAGAAACCAAAAUCAAAACCACCAACCAAAAAUAUCCAAACAACAGCAGUUCUGUGGUUCGAAAGUAAAAGCUGGAAGCAGGAAAAAUGGACAAGUGUAAGGAUCUGAGCAACUUUGAGAAGGGCCAAAUUGUGAUGUCUGACAACUGAGUCAGAGCAUCUCCAAAACAGCAGGUCUUGUGGGGUGUUCUUGGUAUGCAGUGGUCAGUACCUACCAAAAGUGGUCCAUGGAAGGACAACCGGUGAAACAGCGACAGGGUCACGGGCGCCCAAGGCUCUCUGAUGAAUGUGUGGAGCGAAGUCUAUCCCGUCUGGAACAAUCCCACAGAAGAGCUACUGUAGCACAAAUUGCUGAAAAGGUUAAUGCUGGCUAUAAUAGAAAGGUGUCAGAACACACAGUGCAUCACAGCUUGUUGUGUAUAGGGCUCCAUAGCCACAUCUUACAACUUGCAGGACUUAAAGAAUCUCCUACUAACAUCAUGGUGCCAGAUACCACAGCACACCUUCAGAGGUCUUCUAGAGUGCAUGCCUCGACGUGUCAGAGCUGUUUUGACGGCACAAGGGGGAAGUACACAAUAUUAGGCAGGCAGUUUUAAUGUUAUGGCUUAUAUGUGUUCAUAGUAAACCGUCUGCGCUGUUUGAAACGUGGAACUGGCAACCCGGAUGAGCAGCUUUCGGCACGCGCGAGUCAGAGUGACUGACCAAUCAUUAAUCAGUAUGCAAAUAUCCCCCCCUCUCUCCACGCUCAAUGUAAAUGUUAUAAAUAGCUACAUAUUGCAUCAACACUAAAGAUACAGCACCUAUAAUAAUAAAAGGAUGAAUUUACUCAAUUUACUUCUGAUAUAUUCUGUUCUGAGCGUCUUUUCUGAAACCGCUUCCUCUGCAGUUAAUGUUUUGAUAUGCAAAUGAGAAAUAAGUCAUUCAUAUACAAAUUACGAGUGUAUGACGCAGAUUAGGGAGAGUUGUGGAGAGUUUGUGAACAGGCGUUAAAGACCUUAGAGAAAUGAGUCUGCUGGAUGGGUAACAGAACAGUAGCGUGGGCAGACUCACUGAUGACUGUGUUCCGAGUAUCAUGAGGAUUUCAACUACACUUGAACCACUAACCUGCGGUGUGUGACCGCAAAGGAAGAAUAAGAGAGAGGAGAAUGGAGAGAAAGAAGCAAAGCUGUGAUACACUUUUUUCCUGGGUAUGCAGGAUCUCCAUGCUUUUGUUUACAGGCUCCUCUCCAGAGCCCCAAAUUAUAGGCUGUGAGCUCCUGGAGCAUGCAAACAUCACCUGUUAUUGGACUGCACACAGUUCAGAAGACAUCGCUUACAUGAUGCGGGUUAACACGUCCAAUUGUAUAAGCAAUAUAAUCUCUAUGGACUCCUGUAAUACCACGUCCACCCAGUGCUCGGUGAAAAUCGGAUCGGUGUCUCAUUGCUUCUGUGUGGACGUGCUGGUGUUCACUUUCUCCAUAUCCACCCAAUUACCACCGUACUGUUUCAGUGGGAUUACUGAAGUUAAGAUGUACACGCCGCAAAUCACAAUGCUUGCCACAGUGCCAGAAAAUGCCAGUUGUCUAAAGCUGGAGUGGAAAGAGCCACGAGCUCAAUAUGUGCAAUCCGAGAGGAUCCAUCGUGUCCUACAGAUAGAGUACCACACUCCUCAGCAGGCCUACUUUCCCAAAGUGACGGCUAUUCUUCAUGACUGGAGGAUGGACUUGUGUGACUUAUAUCCAGGAACGAAGCACUUUGUCAGGAUUCGCGCUCAGGACUUGAGAGCAGUGAAACACUGGAGUUCCUGGAGUGGCUUUGCAGAGGCCACCACAGCGGAAGCUGCCCCAGUGGUUGCCCCGGAGCUAUGGAGACACGUCCAGCCGGUAGACAGGAGCGGACAGAGACGUAUCACCUUGCUCUGGAAGCCUCUCCAGUGGCCGCACACCAAUGGUGUGAUCCUGCGCUAUGCUGCAUCGUGCUGGGAUGAGCUAGACUCAUCCUACAGGGACUGUGGUCAUCUGGAUUCUUAUAGCAGUUCUUGCGUCCUUUCUCUCUCUGCUCACGCUUGUAAUUGCAACCUGACUGCGUCUAACUCAGCUGGGACAUCACCAUCAGCUCACAUAUACUUACCUAGAGACAAGGACGCAGAGCUCCAACCCCCUGCAAGCAUCCGUGUCUAUGCUUUGGAUGACUUCCAGCUGAAGGUUCAAUGGACAGCGACAGUGAACCAAUCAGAGUCCAGCUUUGUGGUCGAGUGGUUUCCGGUACCAGACACCACUGUGGUUGAUUUGGACUGGAAAAUCCUGAACGGCUCUGAAAAAAGCUUUAUCAUUACAGGAGUGCAUCCUGAGAUCCCGUAUAAUGUUUCUGUUCGGGUCCUUCAUAAUAACACAGCUGGAGCUGCAAUAUUUGCCAUUGCAUUUACCAGACAAGGAGCGCCCUCUGUUGGUCCAAAGCUGGAAGUGCUACAGCCAACAAGCAGUGCUGUGACUCUGAAGUGGCAGCCUGUUCCUCUGGACAAACUGCGUGGAUUCAUCCAAAACUACACUGUCCUAUAUAAAUACAAUGGCAAAAUGAAAUCUCAAGUGUUAAGUGGCGACGCGGAGCAGUUUUCUCUAAACGGGCUGUCUCCGGGACAGUAUGCCGUGUGUGUGAAGGUCCACACACUGGCAGGGGGCGCUGAGAGCCCAUGGGUCACUGUGACUAUAGGGAGUGUUCACAUACCAGUGAUGGCCAUAUUGCUGUGCACCAUAGGGACUUUGUUGCUUUUAAUCAUUUUGCUCAGCCAAGCUGAAAGGAUUCAGCAGUGUCUCUGUCCAUUUGUCCCUGACCCAUCUAAGAGCAGCCUGUCCACCUGGCCUCCUGUCUCUCAACAUCAGCAUAAGGUACCAGUCGUGGAUUUCAAACCAUCUCUCCCUCUCUUUGAGCCCAUCGGCAUGGGAGGAGGAAUAACAGGCCAUCGUGGUCACCACCACCAUGAGGACAGCAAGCUCCAUGCUUUCAGCCAGCAAACAAGAAAACAAGUCCAUAAACAAGUUUUACUAGUGGCUGAGCAAACAUUCAGUGAACCAAAUGUUGAAGAACCCACUGAAGAGCUAACCACUGACCUCAGCUAUCACAGUGGUGUCAUGGAAACCCCACAGCACUGUCACCAUAUAUCUUCUAGUUAUCCAAAAGUUCUUGACCUUGGAAAAGCUACAGUGGAUUCAGUUUUCGGUAAAAGCAACAUUGUGCCAAGAUUACAGUCCAGUUAUGAAAGAUUAGAGUCCUGUUCUGAAACCUAUGUAUCUUCUGAUUGUGCACCACGCUCCAAGUCCUGUCUCAGAGUGGACACACUGGACCCAGAUGAUCUUUUCUGUAGAAGGAGCAAUGUGUCAAGUGAAGAGCUAACCACUGACCUCAGCUAUCACAGUGGUGUCAUGGAAACCCCACAGCACUGUCACCAUGUAUCUUCUAGUUAUCCAAAAGUUCUUGACCUUGGAAAAGCUACAGUGGAUUCAGUUUUCGGUAAAAGCAACAUUGUGCCAAGAUUACAGUCCAGUUAUGAAAGAUUAGAGUCCUGUUCUGAAACCUAUGUAUCUUCUGAUUGUGCACCACGCUCCAAGUCCUGUCUCAGAGUGGACACACUGGACCCAGAUGAUCUUUUCUUUAGAAGGAGCAAUGUGUCAAGUGAAGAGCUAACCAAUGACCUCAGCUAUCAGAAUGGUGUCAUGGAAACCCCACAGCACUGUCAUCAUAUAUCUUCUAGUUGUCCAAAAGUUCUUGACCUUGGAGAAGCUACAGUGGAUUCAGUUCUCGGUAAAAGCAACAUUGUGCCAAGAUUACAGUCCAGUUAUGAAAGAUUAGAGUCCUGUUCUAAAACCUAUGUAUCUUCUGAUUGUGCACCACGCUCCAAGUCCUGUCUCAGAGUGGACACACUGGACCCAGAUGAUCUUUUCUGUAGAAGGAGCAAUGUGUCAAGUGAAGAGCUAACCACUGACCUCAGCUAUCAGAAUGGUGUCAUGGAAACCCCACAGCACUGUCACCAUAUAUCUUCUAGUUGUCCAAAAGUUCUUGACCUUGGAGAAGCUACAGUGGAUUCAGUUCUCGGUAAAAGCAACAUUGUGCCAAGAUUACAGUCCAAUUAUGAAAGAUUAGAGUCCUGUUCUGAAACCUAUGUAUCUUCUGAUUGUGCACCACGCUCCAAGUCCUGUCUCAGAGUGGACACACUGGAUCCGGAUGAUCUUUUCUGUAGAAGGAGCAAUGCGUCCAAAUUAAAGACCUAUUGCUACACUCCAGUAUCUACCAGUUAUCUCCCAGUUGCUGAUUCCUAUAUUGACUUUAGAACAGCGGUGGAAAAUUCGACUAAUCUUACCCAUAAAAGUAACCAUUUCUCAAGACUGGAGUCCAGUUCCUAUAGCCAUGUUUCAGCUACUUCUCUUACUGUCCCUGAGCCUUCGCUGGAUUUGGCUGAUAUUGUGAAAGUAAACACAGCUGACCUUCUCCAUCAGAGUAGCCAUAUGCCAAAAAAGGGGGCUCAUGGUUACAUUCACUUAUCUACAAGUUAUCUACAGUUCCCUUGACUCAUUCCGAAGCAGACUUCACUAAUAGUGUUCAUGAAAAUAAUUCUAUGUCAGGAUUAAAUUCCUGUAACUACAACCAUAUACAGUUUAGCAAUCAAAAAUCUUGUCCUGAUUUUGAAAUAGAGGAAGUGUAUAGGCCACUGAGUGCUGAAGAAUGUCCAGUUUCUUUGCAGAUUUCUGUACAGAAACAGUAUUAAUGGAGAGACAGAGCUGCUCAAAUCAUGCAGAAACACGUAACACAUAAUGCAUUAUGCUACAAGGAAAUCUCACCUCACUUUCUUAUUUAAUGCACAGUCAAAGUUGGGAACCCAGUCCUGGUUUUCCAGAGAGAACAAUUUUUUUUUUUUUUUUUUUUUUUUUUUUUUUUAAAGAGUUAUUUCAAGGUUAUGCUGCAUCAGAAGAUCGCACAACCUGGAUGGUGAUUUAUUAAAAACAGUUAUGAUGGUUGUCAAAAGAUACGGAUAAAGGAAGGAACAUUUUUCUUUGCUAUAUAGAAACAAGUAAACUGAACAAGGACUGAAACGCACCAGUUAUUGUUUCAUUUUAUUUUUUACUUUUACCAUUGUCUACCUCACUAUAACCUGCUCAAAUGUUUACUAAUUUUCACUGCCAGAAAAAUGUGAAAAAUUUACGUUAUACUGUACAUGAUAUAAUAAUGAUGUAAACUCAUUUUCUCACACUGGAUCCCAGUUUCCACUGGUACUCAAUUACAGAAGUCUCAGCCUCAGAUGAUCCACCCAAAGGCCACAGACCAUCUGAUGUAUUUUGUACACUUUUCUGGUCACAAGCUGCAGGAUCUUAAAGGAUGUAAUGUAGGCUGCCUGUACUUCAAUGUAUUUGCUCUGCUGUGCAUCAAUUUCCAGUGAGAAAACAAACACGAACACAAUGGGCAUUUUGCUGUGAAUUCCACCUUGAAGUUAAUUCUUUUUUAAUUAAUAGCACAUCCAGUAGCAAACUGUAUGAUUCCUCUUAUACCAUUCCUCUUUAUCAAUGAUUACGAUUUUUCUUUAUUAAUGAAAGAAUGAGGUACUUUUUAUUCAAAUGUUGUGUUGACAAAACAAGUUGCUAUAUGUUAUCACAUAUUAUAAAAGCUAGCAGCAGUUGUUCCCUCACCAGCAUAUCUCUCUCUCUCUCUCUCUCUCUCUCUCUCUCUCUCUCUCUCUCUCGUUCAUAAAAUGCAGCAUGUUAUAUAACUGCAAAACUGCAAAGCGCAAUGUCCUGGCUUUCCUCAUGGCAACAAAAAACUAAAGUGCUGACACUGACUAAAGUCUGCUUUCAUGAUUGUUAAACAUCUCUUUACAGAAAGCGUCACCAGAGUAAUGAUUAUGUUUUAAAUUACUAUAAUCCUUUAAAUUAUGUCUGCCUUACAAAUCCUGGUGAAUUAGUUGUUGCUAUAAAAUUAAUAAUGUAUUAGAACAGGCGCAUAAACAUAAACCUGUGAUUUGCCUUGGUGAUGGCUCUACUGUCCGAGCUGCUGUUAUAGAAAAUUAAUCAACACCUUCUGACCAAUCAGAAUUGAGAGUUGUGGUAUGGUUUCACAUGUAUCACUAUUAUUUUUGCCAAAUUGUAUAGCAAGAAGUACAAGACUCCUUAGCGGAUGCUAGUAUUCCAGUUUGUGAGACUACUCGAAGGUGAAUGUGGGUAAAAAUGAAUUUGUGUACAUAUUGUACAGUGUCUGUUGUGCUAUUAUGUGCUGUGUGUUGCACAAGUCUACAUAUCAAGCCAACAAAUGCGUGCACUGCCUUUAUUUAUUUAUUAUGAUAACAUUUUGAUCUCUGGAACUGGUCUUAUAUUUUGAAGUAAAGAACGUGGAAGUGUCUGCUCCUCUUGAAGCACUGGACUUGUUCACGCUUGUUGUUACAUGCCUGCGUUCGCAUUUGAGUGCAUUUUUGUGUUGUGUCUCUAUAUUUAUGGCUUUUCUGUAUCAACAAAGAGCACAGCAGGACGAUUGCUGUGAUGUCAUCAUGUGAGGACAGAUUCAAUUGAUGAAUGAUGAACUUUCACCUGAAGAUAACUUCACCAGAUGUGACUCAGUCCAAUGUGAAGGAAUCAUGUCUAUUACCUUGACAGUUAGAACUCUGAAACCUGCUUAAAAAAAGUAUAAAUAAUAAAAAUAAACAGUAACUGCCAUGUCCUUCAGAAUGCACUUAAAAUACUAAAACCAGUCAUUUAUCUGUUACACAGUCACUACCAUUUAAAUACACAUGAACAAGUAUCAUACAUGAAUUACAUGGACUAAGCAAAGUUAAUUUAUGCCAUUUAAGUUAAAGUUCACCCAAACACAACCUAGCAGGGUAUUUUUUUAUGUUAAUUUACAAAUGCAAAACUAUGUGUAAUUAUGUAAACCUUUGUUACACUAUGACUUUGUAUGAUGUUUGUGUGUUAAAUAAGGUUGUUGUAUAGUACUAGCUGCAUAUUUUAUUUUACUUUGCUAUACACUGUAGCCUACAUUAAAAUGGGCAGAAUACAGAAAAAAAACAGCUGAGUGCAGUUAAUUUAUCCAUGGAUUUCCCCACUAUUAGAUACAAUGUAUUGUUACUAAAUAUAACGUUAUAUGAUUUGUCACCACCAUUUUUUCAGGAGUCAUGGUAGCUAAGUGAUUAUCAGUUGCUACCUUCAGUAAUGACAAUUUGAAGUUCUUGGCAACCCUUCAAAAUCCACUGCAUUGGCUUCAGUUAUUUCCCUUGGACUGAACUCCAGGUAUCAUUUGUGUUUGACUGAAGAUCUGUUCAAGUCUGUUUGGUU